GGCGGGCGCGGCAUUGUGAGGUCACUUCCGGUGGCGGCGACGCCGGUGUUGGGGCAGGCGGUAACGCGGCCCCGCGCCCAAGCAAGACCCGGACCUGCCCGCCGCCGCUAUGGCCUCGCUGCUCAAGGUGGACCCGGAGGUGAAGCUCAAGGUUGACUCCUUCAGGGAGCGCAUCACAAGUGAGGCUGAAGACCUAGUGGCAAACUUUUUCCCAAAGAAGCUGUUAGAACUUGAUGGGUUCCUUAAGGAGCCCAUCCUGAAUAUCCAUGAUCUCACUCAGAUCCACUCGGACAUGAACCUCCCGGUGCCUGACCCAAUUCUUCUCACAAACAGCCACGAUGGGCUGGAUGGGCCCAAUAUGAAAAAGAGGAAGCUGGAAGACCACGAAGAGACCUUUCAGGGUACCAAAGUGUUUGUGAUGCCCAAUGGGAUGCUGAAGAGCAACCAGCAGCUGGUGGACAUCAUUGAGAAAGUGAAACCAGAAAUCAGGCUGCUGAUUGAGAAGUGUAACACGGUCAAAAUGUGGGUGCAGCUUCUCAUUCCCAGGAUAGAAGAUGGAAACAACUUUGGUGUUUCUAUUCAGGAGGAAACGGUGGCUGAGCUUCGAACUGUGGAGAGUGAGGCAGCAUCCUACCUGGACCAGAUUUCUAGAUACUAUAUCACAAGAGCAAAGCUGGUCUCCAAAAUAGCCAAGUACCCUCACGUGGAGGACUAUCGCCGCACCGUGACAGAGAUCGACGAGAAGGAGUACAUCAGCCUGCGCCUCAUCAUCUCCGAGCUGAGGAACCAAUAUGUCACUUUGCAUGACAUGAUCCUUAAAAACAUCGAGAAGAUCAAGAGGCCUCGGAGCAGCAAUGCUGAGACCCUUUAUUAAGUGUCAGCGUUUGAAGUUGAGAACUGUUCAGUCAACUCAAGACCGUCAUUGCCUUGGUUUGUUACGUGACUAUGGAGAUGGGAAGCUUGGCUGGAAAUAGUCUUGCAUUGUUAGUUAAACUCUAAAGAAAUUCUC
Molecule: messenger RNA, 1009 nt
Organism: Pogoniulus pusillus (Red-fronted tinkerbird)
Lineage: Eukaryota; Metazoa; Chordata; Aves; Piciformes; Lybiidae
Gene: PSME3
Product: proteasome activator subunit 3
Exons: 11
Coding region: 110-874 (254 amino acids)
Biological process (GO): regulation of G1/S transition of mitotic cell cycle; positive regulation of endopeptidase activity; regulation of proteasomal protein catabolic process
Cellular component (GO): proteasome activator complex; nucleoplasm; cytoplasm
Molecular function (GO): endopeptidase activator activity
Source: RefSeq, a predicted model, not a curated record